Messenger RNA from Acyrthosiphon pisum (pea aphid), 2473 nucleotides. RefSeq names its product Kelch like family member 18 (gene KLHL18). The record is from RefSeq and is a predicted model, not a curated record. Bases 322 to 2136 code for a protein of 604 amino acids. Lineage: Eukaryota; Metazoa; Arthropoda; Insecta; Hemiptera; Aphididae. Gene Ontology annotation, molecular function: protein binding. The transcript is spliced from 11 exons.
UAAUUUCGGUAGACACUUUUCUAGAUUCUUUGGGCAACCAUACCACAGAAUAGAUCAAUAGUACGGGAGCUGUUAUCAUAAUGAUCUUCACAGCACUUUUUUUUAUCAAUUUAACGCUUCUUUAUCUAUGCUUCACAGAAAUUUGGCAAUUCAGAUUUCAGUUCAACAGUUGUACUUUAUUUCAUUAAAAUUUAAAAUAUUAAUUAUUCUUUAGUGGGUACCUAUGAAAUUCUCUGUAUUUCAAAAAAUUUUCAGUGUGUUAAAAUAAUAUAACGAGUUGUUGUUACUAUCCUUUUCUGCGUAAAUCACUUCAAAGGACAGAUGCUUUUCGAGAUGGCACUGGAGGCGACAAUUGAUCAACAAAACAUGGCGUUCAACCCGGCCAAAUUGCAUUCUUCCAUAAAGAUACCAUUUCCAAAAUCUUCAUCAAUUGAAAACGAAUACUUUGUGUAUCAUCAGGCCGAUCUGUUUUCUCAAAGUUUCUCGGCAAUUGAGGGAAUACGCCGAAUGGGAAAACUGUGCGAUGUCACACUGAAAGUAGAAAACAUGUCAUUUAGUGCCCAUCGCAUAGUGUUAGCUGCCACAGUACCAUAUUUUAAUGCUAUGUUUACACACAACAUGAUUGAAAGUACCCAGAAAGAUAUUGUGAUGCAUGGAAUUGAUCCUGAAGCAUUGGAAGCAUUGAUUAAUUUUGCAUACAGUGGCCGAAUAUCAAUAAAUGUCAAUAAUGUUCAGUCACUAUUAAUUGGAGCUUCAUUUUUGCAGUUGAAAUGGGUACGAAAUGCUUGCGCAACAUUCAUUAAAGAAAGGUUUCAUCAAAAUAAUGUUUUAAAAGUACGUACAUUAGCUGAUUCGUUGGGAUGCUUUGGCUUAAUGACUGAUUCUAAUAGAUAUAUAGCUCAAUAUUUUCCUGAUAUAUCACUAUCUGAAGACUUCUUAAAUCUUAAUAUUUCUGAAUUAAUUGACAUAGUCAAUAAAGAUGAGUUACAAGCAUCUGAAGAACAGGUAUUCGAAGCAACUAUUCGCUGGGUGAAACAAGACGAAUUAAGACAAGAAUGUUUUCCUCAACUGCUUGCUGCUGUAAGAUUACCAUUACUCUCACCUCAUUACUUGGCUGAUAGAGUUGCUACUGAAGAAUUAAUUAGAUCAUCUCACGAAUGCAGAGAUUUAUUAGAUGAAGCUAAAGACUACCAUUUAAUGCCUGAAAGAAGACUUUUAUUACAAAGUUUUCGCACUAGACCUCGCUGUGUCAGUUAUAUUCGUGGACACAUUUAUGCAGUUGGUGGACUUACAAAAUCAGGUGAUUCACUUAGUACUGUAGAAGUCUAUAAUCCCUUGACUGAACGAUGGGAGCUUGCAGAAGCUAUGAGUAUACUACGUAGUAGAGUUGGAGUAGCCGUUUUAAAUAAUAAAUUAUAUGCGUUUGGAGGCUAUAAUGGAAUAGAAAGACUAUCUUCAGUAGAAGUAUUUGAUCCUGCAACAAAAUCUUGGAAUAUAGUUUCACCAAUGCAUCGGAAGCGCAGCGCCCUUGGAGCAGCUGCACUAAAUGAUCGACUAUACGUGUGUGGAGGUUUUGAUGGAGUCAGUUCAUUAAAUAUUGUUGAAUGUUAUCAACCCGAUUUAGAUCGCUGGACAAUUAUUACACCAAUGCAAAAACAUCGAAGUGCUGGCGGGGUAGUUGCGUUUGAUGGUUAUAUUUAUAUUCUCGGAGGUCACGAUGGUCUAAGUAUUUUUGACUCUGUUGAACGAUAUGAUACUUAUACAGGUCAAUGGCUAUCUGUUACACCUAUGUUAAUAAAACGUUGUCGCUUAGGAGUGGCCACAUUGAACGGUAAACUUUAUGCAUGUGGUGGAUAUGAUGGAUCAACGUUUUUACAAACUGUUGAAGAAUAUGAUCCUCAGACGGACAAGUGGAGAUUUGUGGCUUCAAUGAAUGUGACAAGGAGCCGUGUGGCGUUGGUAGCCAAUGCUGGAAAAUUGUGGGCCAUUGGUGGGUAUGAUGGAUUUUUGAAUCUACCCACCGUAGAAGUGUAUGAUCCGAAAGCUGACUGCUGGACAUUUGCAGCAUCCAUGUGUGCCCAUGAAGGUGGAGUCGGAGUCGGUGUCAUACCCAUACAAGAGCCCGAGGUUCCAUGAAUAUGUAUGUCUGUUGUGGUUACUAUAAUAAUAACAUUACCAUCUAUUAUAUCUAUCCGCAAUGGGAGCGGUAGAAUAGGUAACAAAUGGAAUUUGUAAAAACAAAAACAAUGUUAUACAUCAUAUUAUUUACGUUGAAUUAUCGUUUUUGUCACAUUUUGGAAGACGAUAUCACUGUGCAAACCAUAUUCGAUUGUUUAAUUGUUUAUCAAACAUUCGUUCCAAAUAAGGUACCAGGUGAUAUAAUAAAAGUUGUAUCCAACCCGAAUUCAGAUUAUAUCGGCUUGAAUUGGUCUGCUCAGUUUCAUGUAUUGCAUGUCCUUAUGUCCUUUGAAAA